Rattus norvegicus (Norway rat) is the source of this 1444-nucleotide messenger RNA. It is a transcript of the gene Rfpl4a, whose product is annotated as ret finger protein-like 4A. Lineage: Eukaryota; Metazoa; Chordata; Mammalia; Rodentia; Muridae. Bases 271 to 1128 code for a protein of 285 amino acids. The transcript has 3 exons. The record is from RefSeq and is marked provisional. Gene Ontology annotation, cellular component: nucleus; cytoplasm.
UGGGACCCAGAAGAGAGAGCAGCAGAGGAGAGGUGAGCACAAAUAGGCAGUUUCUUCUUCACUUAGCUCUCCACUGGGGACAGAGCAAAAACUUACUUCUCUGCAAGUGUUACCUGAAGCUAGCCCACGCCAGGCAGUGUAGGCACACAGGGCUCCUCACUUAAGCAGCACAAGGUGGGACAGAGACUUUCAACACACAGCAUGGAGAAGUAAUGGUCCUCAUUCUCUUGAGUCCAACCAGGGCUUGACUGACUAAAUGAGGCACUGACCAUGGCUCACUUCUUUAAAGAGAACAGCAGCUGUUAUUUCUGCUUUCGUUAUCUGGAAAACCCUGUGUACCUGAACUGCGGCUACAUCUGCUGCUUCCAGUGCCUUGACUCACUAGAGAAAAGUCCUGAGGGGGACGGUGUACUGUGCCCCAAUUGCUCUGUUGUCUCUUUGAAAGAAGACAUUAGACAUGCCAAACAGUUAAGGAACCUGGUUACCACGGUCAAAGACCUAGAGCCACAGCUGAAUUUUAUUCUGACAAUGGACCCAAGUAUGAAGAUAUUUCAAGUGAACAUGAUCUUGGAUGUGGACACAGCCCAAAACAACCUCAUCAUCUCUGAGGACCUGAGGAGUGUCUACCACACGUCGCAGACGCAAGACCGAAAGAAAUGUGCAGAAAGAUUCGAUCCCUCCCCUUGUGUCCUGGGCUCUUCCCGGUUCACUUCAGGCUGCCAUUACUGGGAGGUAGUGGUGGGAACCAGCAAAGAAUGGGACAUAGGCAUUUGCAAAGAAUCCAUUAAUCGACAAGAGGUUGUUUAUUUGUCCGAGAAAAAAGGCUUCUGGACUGUGGGUGUGAGAAAUGAAGAGGUCUAUGCUGCCAGCACUGAUCCCUUAACUGUGCUACUUGUGAACCCUCGGCUGCAUAGAGUGGGUAUUUUCCUUGACCUGCUAGAGAAGAGCGUCUCUUUCUGGGACCUUGGCGAUGGCUCCCACAUCUAUACAUUCCUUGAAAUUCCUGACACGGAGCCAUUUCGCCCAUUCUUUUCACCAGCAAAUACUUAUCCAGAUGAAGAACAAGUCAUCAGUAUCUGUCCCGUGAUGAAUCCAAGCAUUUUCGGGCUUCCAGUUAACCCCGUAUAAGGGAAAUAACCCCUGAUUAUGAAAGCUGCAAUGGAAGUUGCUGUGUACUCAUAACCAUGGCUACGAAUUCUUGAGUUUGGUGCACAUAGGGUACAAAAAGCAUUACAGAAAUAUAGAGAGACGGCCUCACCAAUACUAACUAGCUACAGGAAAUUGCAUUUUUUUAAUAUAAAGUAUUAUAGUUGUUUUCUUUGGAAUUUGUUUAAAUUUCUGCUCCCAUUCAUAUAUUGUGAACUUUUACUUUGAAUGAUUUCCUUUUUAGUUGCUAAACAACCGUGCAUGGUGUUGUGGAAUAAAUAAACUAAACUAAAAUUUU